AUGGUGUACACAUAUCGUCAGCGAGGCGCCGAAGAAGGUACAAGCACGUUUUCAUCCAUGAAAUUUGCUCCUUUUGAGGGAGAUCAUCGUCACGUGUGUGUCGGUCAAGGCCAACACAAGAGUGCUAAACAGUCCAUUCAAGCUUGCUUGAUCAGAAUAGAGUGUAAAUGGGCACAUCGAUCGAGCGAAGACGAAGGAUGGUUUGCGAGUGGGAAAUGCGAGUGA
Molecule: messenger RNA, 225 nt
Organism: Peronospora matthiolae
Lineage: Eukaryota; Oomycota; Peronosporomycetes; Peronosporales; Peronosporaceae
Source: the annotation of a GenBank genome assembly